This is a messenger RNA of Ostrea edulis (European flat oyster), 660 nucleotides long. RefSeq lists its product as uncharacterized. The record is from RefSeq and is a predicted model, not a curated record. The transcript is spliced from 3 exons. The coding region runs from base 1 to 660 and encodes 219 amino acids. Lineage: Eukaryota; Metazoa; Mollusca; Bivalvia; Ostreida; Ostreidae.
AUGGGUGCCUCGAGCUCAGAACGAGCUAAACUUCUGGAAGACCCAAAGGGUACCCAAAUCAACACUAAAGAUUUGUUUCUCAAACAAGAAAAAGAAAGAGCUGUAAAUGGAAAUGAAAAUUUAAGUCUGGUGGAUCUUUCGAAAAAAGCUGCGGAAGGAUUCGAGGGUACCCAAGAUGAAUUUGACGAAGAAAAUGAGAUUGAUCCCGAUGAUAUCCAAGAUGACUCUGAUGUAGAAAAUGAGAUUGAUCCCGAUGAUAUCCAAGAUAACUCUGAUGUAGAAAAUGACAGUGAUUCUGAUGAUAUCCAAGAUGAACCCGACGAAGAAGGUGACGAUGAUUCCGAUGAUAUCCAAGAUAACUCUAACGAAGAAGAUGAGAGUGAAUCCGAUGGUUUUCAAAAUGACUUUGCGACUGAACACGUUGUUGGAAAUUCUUUAGAGUCCUCUUUGUCUCAGCUUAAUGAUAUGAUAAAGAAAGCUAAUCCAGGAUUACCAGAAGAGGCCUCUAAAAGAAGUUUUGAAGAUAAGGAUAUGAUCGAUGGGGACAUUAAACUAGACGAAGAGUCUGCUGCGGAACUUGUAGAUUUUUACAAGAGAAAUCCACAGUACCUAAGUCUUGACAGCAAUGUCACAAGUGCCUCUGUUAGCAUUGAACUGUGA